Molecule: messenger RNA, 1033 nt
Organism: Sinocyclocheilus grahami
Lineage: Eukaryota; Metazoa; Chordata; Actinopteri; Cypriniformes; Cyprinidae
Product: zinc finger protein 431-like
Exons: 1
Biological process (GO): regulation of transcription by RNA polymerase II
Cellular component (GO): chromatin; PcG protein complex; transcription regulator complex
Molecular function (GO): DNA-binding transcription factor activity, RNA polymerase II-specific; RNA polymerase II cis-regulatory region sequence-specific DNA binding
Source: RefSeq, a predicted model, not a curated record
AUCCACACUGGAGAGAAACCGCACACAUGUGAUCAGUGCGGGAACAGUUUUGCACGAAAAGCACACCUUACGGUACACAAGAGAAUCCACACGGGAGAGAAGCCACACGCGUGUGAUCAAUGUGGACAGAGUUUUGCACAAAAAGGAGCCCUUAAUGUUCACAUGAAGAUCCACACUGGAGCGAAGCCGUACCCAUGUGAUCAGUGCGGGAAGAGUUUUACAGAUGCGGGCACGCUUAAAAUACAUCUGCGUUCGCAUUCUGGAGAACGACCAUUUUACUGUGACCAGUGCUGGAAAACUUUUACAUCAGCUUCAGGCCUAAGGGUCCACCUGAACAUUCACACAAAAGAAAAGCCUCACAUGUGUUCUUUGUGUGGAAAGAGUUUUAGUGUGCGGAGUGGCUUAAAAGAACACCAGAAAAGACACCGUGGUGUGAAGGAUCACAUGUGCUUUGAUUGUGGGAAGACCUUUUUUACUGCCGGUGACCUGAGAAAGCACCAGACAGUUCACACUGGAGGCAAGCCUUACAAGUGUUCACACUGUGACCAGAGAUUUGAUUGGCCAGGAUAUCUGAAAAUACACGAGAAGCUCCACACGGGAGAAAAGCCGCACACGUGUGAUCAGUGCGGGAAGAGUUUUGCACAAAAAGGAAACCUUAAGAUUCACAUGAAAACACACACCGGAGAGAAGCCGUACUCCUGUGAUCAAUGUGGGACCAGUUUUACAUUCAACGUAAACCUUAAGGUGCACAUGAGGAUCCACACUGGAGAGAAACCGCACACGUGUGAUCAGUGCGGGAAGAGGUUUGCACAAAAAUCAAACCUGAAGACACAUAUGAUGAUCCACAGCGGAGAGAAGCCGCACACAUGUGAUCAAUGUGGGAAGAGUUUUGUAAAAAAACACCACCUUAAGGGACACAUGAAAAUCCACAAUAGAGACAAGCCACAUGCUUCACACUCUUAAGUUACAUCUGCAUUCUCACUGUGGACAACAUCCAUUUAACUGAUCAAUGCAGUGAAAGAACGAGCAUUAU